Messenger RNA from Condylostylus longicornis, 1095 nucleotides. RefSeq lists its product as uncharacterized. Bases 212 to 967 code for a protein of 251 amino acids. Lineage: Eukaryota; Metazoa; Arthropoda; Insecta; Diptera; Dolichopodidae. The record is from RefSeq and is a predicted model, not a curated record. The transcript is spliced from 2 exons.
CAAAAAAAAAGCAAAUUGUAAGAAAAGAAAAAUAAUAAAGAAAAUAUACUCGAAUUAAAUUUAAAAAAAUUUUCAAUAUCUUAAAUGGAUUUUUGUUAAUUAAAAUCGUUAUUUGGAUACAAAAAAAUAAUUAAAUUAAUUUCAUAUCAAGGAUUACAUUAAAUUACAUUUGGAAAGAGGAUAUAGAUAUAAAAAAUAUCACACAUUGAAAAUGCGGGGAAUAAUAUUCACUCUACUUACGUUACUAUACACGAAAAUUACUAUUGGAGUAUUAAUUCAGGAUUCUCCGAAAUUACAUAAUGGACCAGGCUUUGGUUAUUAUUAUAAUAAACCAGCAUCACCAUUAUCUUCUCAUUUAACUGAAUUUAAACCGAUUUUCCCAACAUUUUCAACAUUACAACCAUCAAUACCGAUUGCUGGACCAUCACCACAAAUUCCUUCAUUAUCACCACUUUCAUUUCAUCCAUCAUCACCAAGUGGUCCAAGUUUACAAUCAUCAAAUCAAUUUCAUACUGGUCAUUUACCACAAUCAAUUCAUUUCGAUAUUCCACCAGCUGUAUUACAUAAUUUUUUGUCACCCGAUGAUAACAUAUAUUUUUCUGAUGAUGGACGAAUAUUAAAACAAUAUGAAGUUAUGGAACGAAUACUUAAUGAUCUUGAACAUCCUGGAAAUUUAUUAAGUUCACCAUCAUUAUUUUUCGAUAGUAUAGUAUCGAAAUUUGUUGCACAAAAUCCUAGUUUAGCAGGACAAAUAUUACAUCCAGUUACAAGAAAUCAUGGUCCAAUUGCAUUAGGUUCCGGAUCAUUAGGUUAUAUACAAUUGAGAAAUGGUGCUGCACAUUUAGGUUCUGGUUCUUUGGGUUAUAUAACUGCUCCACAAGCAAGUCAAGCUGUUAUUGAUGCUAAAACAAGAAAAACAUUAGCCCCUCCGGGUCCAUUACAUUUUGGCCAUAAUUUUGCAAAUUAAUGUUAUUAUAUGAGAUUAUUAAAAUAUGAAUUCUCAUCUUGUAGCCAUUUUAUUUUAUUUUAUACUUUUUUAAUACGUGUGACCUAUUAAUAUGUAAAAUUAUGUAAAAAAAUCAUUAAAUUUAUAGA